Naegleria gruberi is the source of this 4209-nucleotide messenger RNA. RefSeq lists its product as uncharacterized. Gene Ontology annotation, biological process: receptor guanylyl cyclase signaling pathway; intracellular signal transduction; cGMP biosynthetic process. Lineage: Eukaryota; Heterolobosea; Eutetramitea; Acrasida; Naegleriidae. Gene Ontology annotation, molecular function: peptide receptor activity; guanylate cyclase activity. The transcript is spliced from 5 exons. The record is from RefSeq and is a predicted model, not a curated record. Bases 1 to 4209 code for a protein of 1402 amino acids.
AUGAGCGAAAUACAUACAGAAACGACAGACUCUUCUGGUACCUCUAAGAAUCUUCAUCCAAAGAGUAAUAAUUUAUUCACACGUAAUUCAUAUUGGACGAGUAUUGCUAUGAGAACAAGUUCAUUUGUUGCUAUUUUGGUAAUGUUUACGAUUCCAAAAGAGUAUGCAUUCAUCUCAGCAAUUGUAAAUAUUAUAACAUCAACACUGGUAAUGAUUAAAACAGUGAGAGGUAUACCAUUCUAUAGAACCUAUAUCAAUUCAUUAAUGUUUGGAGUAUCAUGUGGAUGCAUUACAAGCUCAUGUGGAACUUUGUUGGCUUUCCUAGUCAAUAAUUCAGAUAUGGGAGGAGAUGUAUUCAACUACAUUGGAAUUGGGGUUUCGGGUUUAACGAUAUUAUUGACCAUGUUGAGUUUAAUUGUUGGAUUUGCAGGAUUUGAGAUUUAUCUGCGGAUGAUUAGAAAGUGGCUCCUCAAAGAAAUUAUCAAGCAAAUAGAUGUCCACAAGAAAUAUCAAAAGCCAGAAGAAACUACAAUAAGCGACAAUUUCCUUCAUGUAAAUAUUUCAGGAUUGAAGAGGUCAACAGAUGUUCAAGCAGCAGCAAUGAGUGACGCAGGUUACAAUCAAUUUAUUCAAUAUUUGAAAGACUCUCCUUUCAAGUACAAAAGACCAAUACUCCUUCUCUUUCGAUUGGAUCUGAUUAAUGAGGAGGUUACUAUUGAAAACGGAGAAGAAGAAAUUAAACUUCACGAUAUUGUUAUGAGAUUAGGGAAAGGUAUCAUUCAAAGAGGAUAUGAAGAUCGCGAAAUGUUAGAAUCUGUUGCCAUGAUGUUUGCUUUUUGCCAUCAUGAAUCUCAAUCAUACCUGUCCAUAGCCAUUGAAUUACUGGUUAAAAGUCACAGACAUUCAUCAAUUUUCACACACGGCCUUAGCUCGAUUAAAAUUAAGGAAAUACAAAGUUUGGAAGAAGCAGCCAAAUCUGAUGGUAUUGUAUCACCUGGAUAUUUCAAAAUCCAAACCAUCAAGAAGAAUCAAGAGAUGAUCACUGCUCUUCAUAAGGAUUUUUUCAAGGAAUUAUUAAAUGAUCCUAUCAAGAUUUCCAACCUCAAAUCAAUAAUGAGGAAAACCAGUGAACUUUGUAGAACAUUAUUGGGAUUAGUAAUGAUUGCAACUGCCAUUGGCUUUUCAGCUUAUCAUGGAAUUGCAAUUAAGAGCAACAUUUUCAAUUCGAGCAUUGUUUGCAUUCCACAAAUUAUUUCUGCAUCAGUUAUCAAAAAUAUCAGAUCAAUGCAAAACUGGAUCAAUAUAUUUGUAUUGUCUGGUUAUGAAUGGCCAACUGAAAGAAAUGGAUACGAGAUGCCUUCACCAAGUAUAUAUUUGAGAAAUUUCACAGAUAGUAUUGAGACUUCAAUUUUCAAUAUCAGAGAGUUGAUAGCAUUGGGACAAUCUCUUGUGUUUGAUGUUUCAACAUUAACUUCAUACGGUAAAUCUAUGCAUUCAUUCAAAAUUCCAAGCGUGAAUGGAACUGACGGAUUCAAUACAAAACAAUACAUUGGAGAACCAGAAAUCAGAAAAGUAUCCGUUGUUGAAAUUUCUAACUUAUUGAUUCAAUACAUGGACAAACACAUGGCUCAAUUCCCAGAAACUGACAUCUUGAAUUAUUUCAAUUCCACAAGUGAGGCAACAAAAGUAGAAAUUCAACAAAAUUUGAAGAAUUCAACAUUCAUGAAUCCAGUUAAAGAUUAUGAUUUUAUGUUAUUAUGGCUUAACACACCAAUAGCUUCACAAGCAUAUAAGGAUUUUUGUAUUGAUUUUGUUGAAUUGAGCUCUGAUAGUGUUGCCUCACUUCAAUAUCAAUCUCAAUAUUUCUUCCUUUGUGUUUUAGUAUCCUAUAUUACAUUUGGAUUAUGCACGGCUAUAUAUAUCAUUGUAGAGUUGAGAUAUAUUGAUAGAUUGAUAAAAUUAUUUGAGAAGGAAAUUGGAAAGGAUGUUAUUGGAAAGAUUUAUCAAAAGUUAUCGUCAAAGAAUGAUACUGAAACUUCAUUGAGCACUUCUAUACUUACAAAAUUUGCUAGAUUCGAUGCCUUUGUAGUCAUUUCAAUUCUUGUCAUCUCAAUGAUAGUGCCACUGAUUGUUGGUUUAAUUUACUAUGAAACAAGUUUUAACAUUACAACUGCAUUGGUAAACUAUGUCGAUGUUAAAUCAAGUUUUGAAUGUGCACAAACAAUGAUGUUAUCAUCAUUCUACACUACUGAAAUGAGCAUCUACUUUGCAAUUCCAUCUUUGAGUUAUUCCACCAAGAACCUCAAAUAUUAUGGUCAUCCUUAUUUCAAUUCUCGCUCGUUCUCAGAAUUAAGCCUAGAGAUAAAACAACAAGCUGAUACUGCAAGCGCUAACUGGAAUGAUUUAUUAUAUGGAGAUGUUAACAAAACCAAUGAUCUUCCAGUUUUGGGAUCAUAUCCAACUGUUGAUAACCUGCUGUAUGGUGAAAAAAACUGUAGCCUCUAUUUACAACAAAGAAAUAUUCCAUUUUCCUAUGAUUCCUUCAUUGAAUAUUGUCAUGGGCUAGAAAAUGUAGUGACUGAAUACUUGGCACUGACUUCUGAAGUGACUGAGAAUACUAGAGAUCAUUAUCUGACACAAUCAAGAAAUCCCAAUAUUAUAAUAGAUCCAUUGGAUAUUUAUUUACAACACCAUGAUCUAUUCAGAAUGUCUCUCCCCCUAACCAAAAAGCUGAAGAGUUUUGUUCGUGAAUUUGUUGAUUAUGCAUCAACGCUAUCCACUGGAUAUGUGAUUGGAGCAAAUUUAUUUGGAUUAAUAUUUAUUGCUUUUCUUUCUUUUAUGAUUUAUACAGUAAUGACAAAUUAUUGGGAUACUUUACAAAAAGUAAGAAUAAUGCUCAACUAUUUACCUUUGGAUACUAUUGAUAGAAAUGAUGUAUUGAGAAACAACGUGCUUUAUCACUCAUAUCCAUCAAUAGUAGAAAUUAAUGUGUUGAAUAACAGCUCAAAAAGAAGUAGCAACAAUACAUACUUGGAAAACUUGUCAGAAUUCAUCAAUAAUCACAUUGAAGGAACAGCUGUUCUCAAUGAAAAAGGAGAAGUGGAGGUAAUCAAUGUUUCAGCUCACAGAAUGUUUGGAAGUAAACCUGCAGAUAUUUUGGGAGCUACAUUCUUUAAACUGGUUGAGAAUAGUUAUUUGGACAAGAUGAAAAAGACAAUGAGUUCAUUAUGUGAGGCAGCUAAAAAAGCUUCUGAAGCUACCACAUCUGAGCAAUCAAAAUUGACAGACACUAUUGAGGUGGAUUGUUUUAGAAUGAAUCAAACCAAAUUCCCUGCCAAAUUAUCAUUUUUUACCAGUAAUAUUACAGGAAAGGGAAUUAUGAUUGUUUGCACCAUUAAGGAUAUCACUUCAGAGAAGAAACAAAAUGCCCUCCUUGCAGAAGAAAAGAAAAAUUCUGAAAAUCUCUUGAAGAAUAUAUUACCUGAGGGUGUAGCAGCAAGAUUAAAGAAGGGUGAAACAUUCAUUGCUGAGAAAUUGAAUGACAUUACAUGUUUCUUUUCAGAUAUGGUUGGAUUCACCAAAAUUUCAAGCAAUAUGCAAGCAACAGAUCUUGUCAAAAUGUUGAAUUAUGUUGUGAAUGGAUUUGACAAAUUGACUGAAAAGUAUGAUUUGGAAAAGAUCAAAACCAUUGGAGAUGCUUACUUUGUGGUUGGAGGACUCAAAGGUUCUUCAGACCAUCCUGAAAGUAUGCUCAAAUUUGCAAUUGAAACAUUUGAUGUAAUUAAGGAUUUCAACACGAAUGGAACGCUUCACAAUGGAGAAUUUUUAAAUAUCAGAGUUGGAAUUAACACUGGUUCAUGUGUUGCAGGUGUAAUUGGUAUUAAAAAAUUUGCCUAUGAUUUAUGGGGUGAUACCAUCAAUACAGCCUCUCGUAUGGAAUCAACAGGAGUUCCCGGAAGGAUUCAAAUUUCCAGAACAACCUAUGAAAGAGUUUAUGAUUUGGGCUUUGAAUUUGAUGAAAGACAAGUUGAAGUGAAAGGAAAAGGACGUAUGCAAGCAUAUCUUCUCAAUUCCAAACAUCAUACCAAUCCAGAUCCAUCUAAAUCCACUCCAAUUGGAGGUGAUGAUGCAGAUGGUGAGGUGGUAGUUCAGAAAUUAAACCAAGGUCAAUCAAUGUUCAUUGAAUCUACUACAAUGGAAGAAAACUAA